This is a messenger RNA of Blastomyces dermatitidis ER-3, 4017 nucleotides long. RefSeq names its product ubiquitin thiolesterase. NCBI's taxonomy places the organism in Eukaryota, Fungi, Ascomycota, Eurotiomycetes, Onygenales, Ajellomycetaceae. Gene Ontology annotation, biological process: protein deubiquitination. Bases 468 to 3266 code for a protein of 932 amino acids. Gene Ontology annotation, molecular function: cysteine-type endopeptidase activity; cysteine-type deubiquitinase activity. Gene Ontology annotation, cellular component: cytosol; nucleus. The record is from RefSeq and is a predicted model, not a curated record. The transcript is spliced from 6 exons.
ACGACGACGAGGACAGCGACGUCUCCCCAGCACCUACGCGCUUAUUCUAUCUCUCCGCUCCCCCGGCUGUUGUCUGUGCAAAGCUGUGCUCUCUCUGUCUGCUGUGUCUGCUGUUAGCCUCCAAUCCACCCCGCGUUUUCCUCGUCCUACCGGGUAACGAGGUGUGAGUCGGCCUUGCACCCACCACUAUUCACCACCACUACCACCACCGAUCCGCAUCGUUUUCUCUCUCUGUGGCCGAUACCCCCCAACAAGCCCUCCAUCUUGAUAUAUUUAUAUACUGUUCUUGUGGCUGCUGCUGUAGAGACAUGGCUUUGUGAUCGUGUGCAGAGCCGUCGUCUUCUCUCAUCCCCCCGACAGCCCCUUUGUCUACUUUCGUAUGGCUCCCAGAUAGGUCAGGUUUGACUGCACAGUCAACGCAGUAUCAGCGCGUCCACUAGGAGUUAUCUCUACACAAUCUGGGGGGCAUGAUGAACCAUCAUCUCCCCCCGAUGCACCAUGGCCAGCCGCCUAUACCGGCUCCGAGAAGGCAGCAUGAGAUACCUUACGUGUCGGGGCCUCCCAACAUCCGGUCCACCCCCGGCUAUAUGGGCUAUCACCAGCCUCAUGCCCACGCGAAUGGCCCACCAACUGCUCUCCACCCAGCGCAAGCGCAACAAUAUCAGCACUGGUAUCCUUACCAACAAGCCCCUCCUCCACACCCUCCACCACCGCAACAGUUUCAACCAAAUACGCUUCUAAUUGUUUCGUCCUACCCUCGUUCGCAGCCGCCUCUGCCUACGCUUUCGGGGCCACACUACACACAUUCUCAUAUACCCUCACACUCUAGCACCACGUCUUCCACCCCUUUACAAUCUUCAUUCUCUCCCACGCCAACUCCUCCUUCAGCUCCAGGUUCAGCUGUUCAGAGUAGUCACGGGAACUUACCUGCCAGCCCUGUCGUCAGUUCUCUACCUUCUCAACCGGCAAGUUCAAACCACAGCAAGGGCAGCAGCGCUGGCCCUGUGCCUCAAAUACACCCUCCUUCUCAUACAGUACAUGCACCUGAAAGAACCAAAACCGCAACUCCUCUAUCAAGACAACUCUUCCAACCACCCCUUCCUUGGCUCUCGGUUCCCGAAGCUCCCUUUCCUGCUAGGGCUCCCCGUCGACGACGGAAGGCCCGAAUUUUGCAAACAUCCACAGUACGAGUAGAGUUUUCAACGAACGCUGAACAAUCUGAUGUGGCGGCCGAGGAAUGCACACCCAUUGAAUGUCACUCGAAGAACGCACCAUCAGAGUUAGAAGGAGAAGCCCCUGCAUCUCCUCAACCCUCCUCAGAAACGAGCCCCGUCCAACCCAACACUCCUUCGUCCACUGCUCCUGUUCAAACAUCGGCACAGUCGCAACAUACCCCAGCGCAGACUAGCGGCGCGCGGCAAGCUGCUCCUAUUGUUCCUAUCGUGCCAAUAAUUCCUUCCAGCCCCAACACAGCAAAACAACCAUCUACCAGCACUGCUAAGACUACCCCUGAAACCCUGAAACGCGAUGGACAGGUUCCACUCAGUUCCACCCCAGAUGGGGCGCGGACGACGGAUAAUGCACUCUCGCCAACGGAGUCCGCCACCGUAACACAGGAAGCUCCUAAACCCACAACUCCAGUCCGAGCUCCCCCAAAGUCGUGGGCUGAUCUUGUGCGAACCGCGGCACCUACGGCUACUAGCGGCGCCUCGCCCACAACUACUGGGAUCGGUGGCCUAGGAGUGUCUAAAGGCGAAUCUCUCUUUGAUGUUAUUAACAAUCUAGGCUCCAACUCUGAACGAGAUGGUGGCAAAAUUGCAUUUAUUGAGCCGCGCGGGCUUUUAAAUACUGGUAAUAUGUGUUAUAUGAAUUCUAUUCUUCAAAUUCUGGUUUUUUGUGUUCCGUUCUAUGAGUUUCUUGACAAAAUCGGCCGGCGAGCGGUUCAUUCUUUUAAGAGCGAUCUUCCACUAAUUGAUGCUAUGAUCAUGUUUAUGCGAGAAUUUCGGGUAAUUGAUGCUGCUACCUCCGUUGAGAAAUUAAGACUCCGAUUGAAGCAAAACGAAUUAGAGCUAUACGGCGAAUCAUUCAUUCCGGAAUAUGUUUAUCAAGUCAUUAGACAUCUUCCGCGGUUUAGAGACAUGCGGCGCGGCCACCAACAAGACGCACAAGAAUUUCUUGGCUUCCUGCUUGAAGAGCUUCAUGACGAGUGCACCCAGGCAGUUAAACAAGCUACAUCUACUGCAUCUGACAUUUCCACGGCCGUUGAAGCUGAUUUCGUAUCCGCAACGUCCGAACCUUCUGUGGAAGGAUGGUUGGAAGUUGGCCACAAACAGAAGCCUGCAAUCACCCGGUCAUCUGGGCACAUCUCUGCAGAAUCUCCAAUUACGAAAAUAUUCGGUGGAAAACUCAGAUCAGAGUUUAGAGUGCCAGGAAACAAAAACUCCGUUACCCUCGAGCCUUACCAGUCUCUUCAACUUGACAUUGGCUCUCCACAGGUCAACAAUAUCAUUGAUGCGCUUAAAGGCCUCACGAAGCCGGAGACCAUGCAAGGCGACUUCAACUCGUCGCGUGGCCCCAAAGUUACGGCUACAAAGCAAGUUUUCAUCGAAAGCUUACCCCCCGUCCUCAUUCUUCACCUAAAGCGGUUCCAAUAUGAUAACGUUACCAAGGGUACCCAAAAGAUUUGGAAAAAGGUUGGAUAUCCUCUGGAAUUGGAGCUUCCCAAGGAAGCCUUCCCACCUCAUCGACGCAACAUUAUUUCUGCUCAAGGUAGCGGCCUUCCCAAAUACCGUCUCACCGGAGUCAUAUACCACCACGGCAAAAACGCGAGCGGCGGCCACUAUACUGUUGAUGUUCGCAGGCAAGAUGGCCGUGAAUGGAUCCGCCUUGAUGACACUGUGAUCCGCCGCGUCAGGAGCGAGGACGUCGCGAAUGCUGGAAGUGAGGAGGACCCCAAGGUUCUUGCUGCGGCCCUCGAGCAGCACAAGAUUGCGAAUACAACACCACAGGGAAAUAUCUUCGAACAGUUCGAUAUGGAGCAGCAGCAAAGACAUGAGAAUGAGCAAGGAUGGAGCCAUGUCAACGGCCACACAAGCGGCAGUGGCAGUGGCCAUGCAGGCAAGAAGUCCAUGGCUGCUGUUGUUAACGGAACAACCUCGCCGUCAGGAGAGUCUUCGUCUGGCAAGCGGACGCCGAGCAGCAGCCGAUAUGGGUCUGGAGUACGUGAUAACAAAGUUGCCUACCUCCUCUUCUACCAGAAGAUUUAAACAAAAUCUUCCUCAUGAAUACCCUAAUUUGUCUGAACUCCUUCAAACCCCCAAAUUCCGAACUCCUACCAACUCAACCUCACAACCUCAAUGCCAAACCUGUGUCCCACACCCACACCUCCGUUCCAUUCAUCUAUCCAACCUCCUCCUCGCCCCCUUGUCACCCCAUCCCGUCUUUUCCUUCUUACCAUCUGCCUACAUGUAUCUCGAAACCUCUCAUAUGAGCCAAAUCCAGAGGGCGCGCGCCCCAUUCUACCUAGGCAAUGCAUGAGAUCUAUUAUAUUACACUUGAAAAUAUGACAAAAUAUUGUUGUUGAUGUUGAUGAUGAUGUUGUUGUCGUUGUCGUUGUGGAACUUCAUUGUUGUAUAUUGGGCGUUGUUGAAACGGAACGCAAGACAUGGGAGAGAAAAGAGAAAUAAAACUAUAUGCGCCGGAGGAGGGUAAAGAUGAAAUACAUAAUAUGAUAAUUUUUACCGAGUUUAUAUGACAUUCCUGCCUCUUUAUUUACGUGACUUCUUAUUUUCAAAAUAGUAAAAGGAGGAUACUGUAAUGCUAACCGACGGGGGCUUAUAUGUAUGUACUGCAUGCACAUUGAUUACCGUACCUUGGUAAAUACCUUUCCCUUAAUUUGUUCCAAGAGAGAGCAGGAGAUGAUUUUUCUAAUAAUUAAAAAUAAAUAAUAUCCAUUCACAAGCGCAAAAAAAACCUACAAAUAGCAACAAAAAAAUAAAUUAAAAAUACAAAUAUCUC